UUAGUAUGGAAGUGUCUCGCCGUUGCUUGGCAACGCAAGUUCUGACAGUUGGCUCUUCCUGGGUAGCUAGCUAGCAGAGUUGUUGACUAGCGACGUUUAUUUUUAUUUGGCUAAAUUAGCCUAGCAUAGUUAUUCCAUUCCGUUAUCUAGGUUGCCCUACACGAGGUGUAGUCCAUGGGCAGCCUUGCCAGUGAGGUUUUGGAUGAGGCCCACUGUUUCUGGGCGACGUGCGCUCAUCCUUGCUGCUGGGAGUCGGAGCAGCGCAUUGCCAAAGGCGUCCCACACUACAUAAAGCAAAUAAUAUCAGAUGGGGGCAGAGCCCCUGUAGAUGUGGAAGAGUUUCCAACCCUUAGUGUGGUUAAUGUAUCGGAGUGGACUGAGGGCCAAAAGACCCCUAAAGGGAAGCUGCUUUACAAGACGCGUAGCAAGGAGAAUUUUGCCACAGAUGCCUCUCUAACUCUUCUCUCCAGCCAGUCACAAGUCCAGCAGCGGGAGCAUAACACAAGUGCAGACCUUCACGUUCCAGGGUUAAACUCUGUUGACCAGAUUCCUCGUAAUAAACAACACAAGGAAGUAAAGCUCAGCACAGCUCAGAUCAAUCAGUUGGCCAGCUGUUCCAGUGCAUCAUGGGGCUCUGGCUCCCUAGUGAUGUGGGUACCCAAUCCCCAUCACAUCCCGCAGUGCCAAGCCCGAAACAGGCCUAAAUCUCCCUAUGUACCUGUCAAGGAGCUCAUUUGCCUUCCGUCCUUAAAAACCUCAAAAAUUAACAGAAAUCCAAGAAUUCAAGUCCAAGAUUCCAAGAAUGUGCGGAAGAGGGUGCCGUUCCAGCUGACAACAUUGACGUCAAAGCCGAGAAGUGAGCAUGGGUUGAGCUCCCCAGUGGCACAGCAAACUGUCCACCCAACAGACCUUGCCCAGGCCAAGCCUGACACAGACACUGACCCCAAGAGGGAGGAGGAAGAGGCCCAGACCCAGGCUCAUACCAGCCCACACCCUCCCCCAGCACCCAGGAUCCCCAGUGCUUUCCUCCUCAGGAACAAACCUGUGGUGUUCCACAGUGUCAGGGAGAGGGUACUGAGAAGACACACCCAGCAGGACCUCUCAACAUACAAGUACAAACUGGACAGCAAGACUGGUGGGGGUGGCAUUGACUGGGAUAGUCUGAGAAGACAGACCUAUCUGUGGAGGAAGCACAACCUUCCACCCAACUGUGACAGAGAGAAGCCAUUUCCCCCAGAGGACAUGACUGUCAGCCAGAUAGUAGGCUUUGGUUUCUACCCCAUCCCAAAGGCCAUGCUCCAUCAUGACCCAAGGAGCCCACUGUCCAAAGGUCCAGCUGUGUGGCGCUGCCUGGAAUGUGUGGAUGGGAUGUGGUGUGGCCAUGGUGGUGGUCCACUGGCCUCCAUAUCCAAGUGCCUUAACUCAUUGGUGUCAAACAGUUCCUUCAAGUUCUGUAGCAGAUCCAACCUCAGCUGUCAAAACCCCUUGCACCAACUCCUAGAUGGAGAUUACCUAAGUGAUGUGGAUCCAGGCAACAAGGGCACCAUCGCUCCUCAGAACUCCAUGAUGUACCUUCAGGACACAACUUCAAACUACAGUGACUGUCAAGGAGAGGAUAAUGAAUUUGGCUUAUGUCCAGAGAGAGAUGCUGAAGGAGGUCUAGGAUCCCUAGAGAGGCCAGGUAGGAGCUCUUAGGACAAAGGGCACAGGUCUUCAGGGUCCCAGCCAUCCCCUCCACCCUCUAGCUUCAACUCCGAUACCUACGGAGAUGGUUAACCUUGAAUAUGAAGAGACGGACACUGAACGAUCCAGGACUAAGAUCCAGGAGUAAAUGUACUCAUCAUGCCUGUGAACAUUCAUAUAUUUAAUCCAGAGCUAUCCUUAUGCUUUAGAUAAAUACAUCUGGUGGCUUGCUUUUUUUUAAUGUCAAGUAUAGCCUAACAUGGUAACGUAACAAUAAACACUAAGUGUACAAAA
Oncorhynchus mykiss (rainbow trout) is the source of this 1977-nucleotide messenger RNA. RefSeq lists its product as uncharacterized. The record is from RefSeq and is a predicted model, not a curated record. Lineage: Eukaryota; Metazoa; Chordata; Actinopteri; Salmoniformes; Salmonidae.